Messenger RNA from Perognathus longimembris pacificus (Pacific pocket mouse), 14244 nucleotides. It is a transcript of the gene Dnhd1, whose product is annotated as dynein heavy chain domain 1. Gene Ontology annotation, molecular function: ATP binding; minus-end-directed microtubule motor activity; dynein light intermediate chain binding. NCBI's taxonomy places the organism in Eukaryota, Metazoa, Chordata, Mammalia, Rodentia, Heteromyidae. Gene Ontology annotation, cellular component: dynein complex. Gene Ontology annotation, biological process: microtubule-based movement. The coding region runs from base 1 to 14244 and encodes 4747 amino acids. The transcript is spliced from 44 exons. The record is from RefSeq and is a predicted model, not a curated record.
AUGAAACCUCAUCAGCAGACCCGUCACUAUUCCCCUCCCUUGACUCUCGCGACUCUCCAGCCAGGUAAGGACCAGAAGCAGAGAACUUGGAACUGGCAGUUGGAUCCUGAGCUGUGGGCCAGGUCACUUCGACAGCAGUUGAAUGACCAUCUCCUUUAUCUGGACAAAGAGAGGAAAGAGAAGAAGGAAAAAGGAGCAGCUCCUGGUGGCUCAUUGUCUGAUAUCCAUGAGUCUCUGGACAGCACUGAACAGUCCUGGUCCUCUAAGAAGAAACAGAGGCAGUUCCUGAGGGAAUUAGACAUGUCUACACUGCUGGAGCUCCUGUUUGCUGAGAUCAGAGCUCUGUUCUCGGCUGUGCUGAAGGACUGCAGCCCUGAGGCCUGGCGCUACCUGCAUGCAGUACUGUGUCUGCUGCCUCCAUAUCGUAAGCUGCUAACCAGUUGCCUUGACUUGCUGCCCUUCCUGGAACAGCUUUACUGUUGGGCACCCAGAGUCCAAGUCCAAGUCCAGCUGGACCUGCUGGAUGCCAUAGACCGGGCCUUCCCCCCGGACAGCUCUCUGUUACAUCGUGCCUCCCAUGUAGACUGCUGUCCUCAGAAGAGGGGAUUCCAUCACGGAGAGUCCCCUUGCCCCGCCUGCCCUUUCAUGCAGGCCCGGUGGGGUGGGGAACAAGAGAAGAAGGAUUUGGCCACAUGGUCACGACCAUUGACACUUCCUGAGUUUCAGCACUGCUUGGGCAUUGUUGGUGCUGAAGUAGCUCUAGAGGAGACCCACUGGCUGGAUGGCCUUAGUCUCCUGCCCUUGGCCCUGGCGACCGACAUCCCUGUGCAGUAUGAAAGCAGCGACACUGGCUACGCAGACGUAUAUUUUGAAGGAAGACAGACUAAGUCUCAGUUAGACGUUGAAGUUCCUCUGAGAUCCCUCCGAAGGAGAAGUACUGGCUUCCUGCACGAAUUUUCCUUCGCAGGUAGCCAGGCGAUGGCCAUCAUGAAAACAGAGAAGUACCUGAGGACCAUGCACUUCCUCUACCUCAACGUGGCUCCCAAUCGUCACUUUAAGCCUUAUGACCUGAUAGUAGUGCCACAAAACAAGGUGAAUCCUGAGCACUACAUCUUCUCUCCCUUUGGGGUGCUAUACGUACACCCGCUGGACGGCAGUGAGGCCAUGACGCUGGGUACCUGGCAUCGUCACUCUGUUCUCUGGCAACGGCUCCAGUUCAUUCCGUUCUUUAAGUAUUGCCUCUUACGCAAGGCCAUAGCCUGUUGGAAGAAGAACGUGAAGUUGCUCUUGGUGCGUCAGCUCCAGAUUAUCUUAGGGACUCAACUGCUCUCUGCGGUGCCCCACUUUGGAGCUGGGCUACUCCAUAUUAGCCGGCUUCUGCAAGAGCUUCACGCCGUGUCCUGGCUGCCCAAGGACCCUGACCAGUGCUAUGAGCUGCUGGACCUGCGGAGGGCUCUGGCCAGAGAGAAGUACAGGGCUCUGCGGUUACUCCGUUACUUCCUGAAUCUCUGUACAUCCAUUCUCCAGCUGAUCCUGGAGGACACAUACAGUAUGCAGAACGGCCUGCAGGAGCGAGUGCAGCGCUGUGACAGACUCAGGAGAAGCUAUGGCUCCGUGUACCUUCACAAGGUCCUGGUUGAGCAGCUGCAGCAGAAGCUGAGCCAGACAGAGGCCUGGCUGCUACAGCUGGGACGUUUGCACCGCUUGGUCAACUACAUGAUUUGUCAGAGCCUGGUCUCCAUCUUGGAAGAUGAGAUAACCUCCUUUGUGGCCAGUAUCCAAGCCCCCAGGCAAACCCCCUUUCUCUUGUCGAGGCUCAUCUUUAAUGAAUAUGGCCAGCUGUCUCCCAUGCCCCCUAUUGAAAAUAUAAUCCAGAGUCUCACCGAGGGUGUGCAGUCUAUCAAGACCUCUGCUCUGCAGGUAAUACAGUCUGCAGACAUGAAGACCUCCGAGGACUCCCUGUACAAUGAAGAUAAAGAGGACGUGGACCCAGACACAGAAUUCCUGGUACCCAAGUUCCAGGGUCAGCCCAGCGAAGCUGUUCGAAUGUUCUGUGGCCCCAAUAUAGGAUUCGUGUUACCCUUCAAGUCUCAGGCAGUUUCCACUCAAGGCCUGGAGAUCUAUGGGCACCGAUUGCGGGGCUGUUAUUUGCCCCACAAUUAUGACCAGCUGCAGGUGGAUUUGGACAACAGCUUCCGAAUCCAGCAUGCAUUGACAAUACAAAAGGCACUGCUGGAGGACAUGCUGCGGGAGGUGCAGGAGUUCUGCAAAGAACACCAACCGGUUACAGUCAUUUAUGAGUUCCUGCAGACCUGGGGGCCUGAGAAGCUGGAGAACAUGCGAGGCUCUCCUGUCCAAAACUACAUAGCUCUGGUGACCCGCCUGAAUGUUUGGCAGACCCAAAUCUCCAAAAUGCCUGUUGAGUUCCUCACACAAGGCAAGUUGCUGAUGCUGAGCUGCCAUGAUGUGCAGACAGAGCUACAAACCAGGCUGGACAACGUUAGGAAGGACCUUCUUGACCAGGUGCAGGAUGAGUGUUUGAAACGCGGUAAACAACUCAUUUCCGAGCUCAGUGACUUCAUGCAAGUCUUCCAAACCAUCAGCUCAGACAUUCACACCAUUGCACGGUGCUCCCAGAAGUUGAAUGAAGCUAAUGAACAGUACACCCAGCUGGAAACACGCACAGAAUACAUCCGGUCUCUCCAUGAAUUCAUCCGCAACUACUUUAAUCUAUUCAGUAGUGAAAAUGAGGCACUAGACGUCUCGCUUCUCGAUAUGUGGGAGACAUUUCAGUUUGAGAAAAGCCAGGCCUCUGAGUUCCUGCUGAGCAAACAACAUUCCAUCCUGCCUAAGUUGCAGCAGCUGAUGUCGGCGACACUGGCUGAGCUGGAAAGCAUGCUUGACAAAGCCCUGUCUGGUCCCUUCAUGGAUCCUACCCAAGAUCAGAGGAGCACUGAGCAUCAGCUCAUCAGACUGGAGCAUCAGUAUGAGAAAACCAAAAGAUACUUCAAAGAACUCCGCUAUGCCUACAACACGCUGACUGGGGAAGCCUGUCCUAUGUCGUUGCCCAUCCUCGGGACCCGUCCGAUACAGAUGCAGCAGCGCAUUUGGCACCUCUACCGAAUUAUCUCCGAGAACCUCAGCGAGUGGAAGUGCAUGGCUUUUGCUAAGUUCAACCUGGCCAUGGGCCAGGAGAAGACAGAUGUCUGGCUGACAGAGGCAGCGCGGAUGAGCACGACUCUAGGAACGCACAGCCCAGUGCUGCAGCGCUGCAUGCGUAUGCUGGAGGAGUUUCGCAGCUCUCUGCCCCUGCUCAGCAAGAUCACCAGUCUCCACCCUCAGAGCCUUGCCUGCCAAUCCCUCUUCCGAGCUUUGGGACUGGGAAGUCUCCGCAAUAUGGAUGUCAUGACACUAGGGAAGCUGCUCUCGUGUCCACUGCUGGAAUUUUCAGAUCGAAUCAACCAGGUCUGGCAGCGUGAAAAUGAACGAAAGCAUGCCCAAGAGAUCCUCCAGCAGCUGCAGCAGUACUGGGAGGCUCGCCAGCUGCGUCUGCUCAACUUCAUCUUGAAUGUGCCCUAUGAGCCCCCAGCCUCAGAGCGUUCCAAGAAGCAGGUGUCCCGAAGCCCCCAGUGGGAGGUGGUGGGCAAGGAUAGUGGCACCUUUAUCCUAUCAGAUUACAACAACAUACAAGACUCAAUUCAAGAUAGUCUUCAGACACUGUUCAAGAUACUGGCUAUCCACAAGUCAGGAGACUUACACAAUACAGCUUUGGAGUGGGAGACCGUCAUGCAUAGCCUAAGUGCCCUGCUGGAGGUCUGGGUGACUUUCCAGCAGAAGUGGAUUUUUCUGAAUAAAGUUCUCCACGAGAUGAAGAUCCAGUUUCCUAAUGCUGACCUGCACGCUCGUUUCAAAGCCACGGAUGACCAGUAUCGGACCCUGAUGCGCAUCUCGGUAGCCGACCCCAUGGUGCUAUCACUUAUAGUGCCCAGUGCCAAGAGGAGCCCUUACUUCCAGGGACAGCAGUUACAACAGCUGCUGCAGUCUGGGGCCGUGGAGCUGGAGAGCAUCAUCAUGGGUCUGGAGGGCGUGCUCUACGCGGUGUGUGCUCACUUCCCCCGCCUCUUCUUCCUCAGUAACAGUGAGCUGGUGGCCCUCCUGGCAACCCCUCUCGAGCCUUACGAGGCCCAGCCAUGGGUCCAGCGCUGCUUUCCUCAUGUACACGCAUUGAGCUUCCAGUCCAACCUAACUGAUGCGAAAAAUAUUCAGGACUAUGACCAGGAGCCUAUCUCAUGUACACAGACUCAAGUGGAGACGCUUGCAGUGCUAGGGGCAGGCGGAGAGGCGGUGAAGCUACAGGAGUCCUUGCCUCUGCAUCCAGAUAUCCCCAAGUGGCUAGCCUCUCUGGAGAAGUGUCUGCGCUUGGCACUGGUGUCCCUGCUACAGGACUGUGUUGCUGCUCGCCUUGCUUUGAGCCCAUCCCUGGUCUUUAAGAAACUGCCUCAGCAAAGCCAGUUGCCCUUGCAGCAAAAUGUCCAUCAUUGGUUAGAUUUAGCCCAGACUUUCCCGUGGCAGUGUAUACUGGUGGCAGAGGAGGUAGUGUGGCGGGCUGAGAUGGAGGAGGCUCUGCUUGAAUCGGGGGCCCUAGAUGUGACUGCCAUGCAUAUACACAAAGUAGAAGUCCUGAUACAAUUUAUACGCGCCCGGAGGAGCUCCCAGGGUAGAAAGUCCCUCGUGCUCUCUGCUCGCCAGGCCAGCCUGUUCAGUGCCCUGCUGGUCAUGGCAAUAAGUCACCGGGAUAUAGCCCAGCUGUUGGAGAAGCACCAGGUCCGUGACCUGACGGACUUCCACUGGGCUCGUCAACUUAAGUACCACCUGGGUUCUCCUCACUUGAUCCCCAAAAGUCCGCUGCAGAAUCUUAAGACAGUGAUAUCAACUGAGUCUUCUCUGUCACCAGCUGCAUGCUGGGUAGAUGUGCUGGGCCGGUCCAUCCUAUACAAUUAUGAGUAUAUGGGUCCCAGACUGGGGCCUCUCCCCAGCAUGUUGCCUGAGCGCCCGGUGCUGAGUCUAAUAUUGGCCCUAGAGCAGGUAGCUUGUGGGACACUACUGGGUCCUGAUGGUGUAGGCAAGACAGAACUGGUAAACAGCCUGGCCCGAGCCCUGGGCCGCCAGCUGGUAAUGAUGCCCUGCUUGCCUCAGAUAGAGGCCAGGUGUCUGAGCAGCUACCUGAAUGGCGCCGUGCAGUGUGGUGCCUGGUUGCUUUUGGAGGGAGUUCAUCACCUGCCUUCUGGCUUGCUCUCUGCCAUGGCCCAGCGCCUGGCUGAAUUGCACGACCUCUAUGGACCACUGCACCAAGAGGCUUCCCAAAGCAUCAGCACCAUCAACCCCACGAAGCCCCAGAGCCUUGGCAGCGGCUUCUUUGAGAAGCACCACAUGUCCAUGCGCCUUGGCUAUGGCUGUUUCCUGACCAUGCGUGCCUUGAGCUCUGUUAUGCCUGCCAACCUGCACCUGCUCCUUCGGCCUGUGGCAUUGGCACUGCCUGACCUGCAACGAGUCGCAGAGCUGGCCCUGCUGGGUGCAGGGCUGCGGGAUGCGUCCCGCCUGGCCGCCCGCCUAUCCAAAUUUUUCUCCCUAGAGUGGGAGCUGGCCCCUGGGCCCCUGCCCUGCCGCUUGCCCCUGCUCAAGCAGAUACUGGAAGACACAGUCCAGAUGCUCCACGAGCCCGCGGAGUCACGCAGACUAGCUUCCGUGGAGGAGGCUGCCCUGCUGCGUGCCCUGCUGCAUUCACCGCUCUUCAGCGUCCUUGACGCGUCCCAUCUCCAGAACCUCCGCAAGCUGCUGUGCGGGAUCUUCCCAAAUGCUUGCCACGUGCUGGAAGAGCCCAUGACCCACAGAUUGACCAAGCCAUUGAUGAUGGAGGAACUGCGGCAGGUAAACCUGCUUCCCAACCUUGAAAUGUUGGGGUCCCUGGAGCAGCUCAGCCAGGCCCUGAGCCGUUGCUCGGGCGUUCUACUCCUGGGUCCUGCAGGCAGUGGCAAGACUACUUGUUGGCGCAGCUUAUUUAAGAUCCAGAAUCGGCUGGCAGCCACGGAAACCAUUUUCACCCAGCACUUUCAACCUGUAGAAAUUACUCAUCUCUACCCUAGUGUGCUCAACUCCCAAGAGUUCCUAGGAUGGCUAGAAGGCCCCUGCUGGCACCAUGGCAUUUUCCCCAGGCUACUUCGUGCAACCCCUCGGUGUAACAGUAAGGCACCAAAUAAAGAAACAGAAGAAUGGACAGGAAUCCAGCACUGGAUUGUCUGCGAUGGGGCUUCCAGCUCCGCGUGGCUGGACUCCAUCACUUGCCUCCUGAGUAACCCCCCCCAGCUUAGCCUCCCUAAUGGUCAACAGAUAGCCCGACCCCCAGGUACCUUUUUCUUGUUGGAGGUGGCAGACGCCACAGGUAUGUCCCCCACAGUGGUCGGCCGGUGUGCUCUAGUCUGGUGUGGGGGGGAACAGACAUGGCAGUCUAUGCUUAGCACCUUGAUGACAUCCCUGCCCCGUGACUACCGCCUGCAGCCCCAGACAAUCACUGAGCUCAACCAUAUGGCUGAAUUUCUAGUGCCUGCCACAUUCCGAUUCCUUGCCCGCAAAGGGGCCAGUUCUCUGCUGCAGAUACAUGGGCGGCAGACUCUGUGCCCAGGUGUAGCUGAAGUUACCAGCCUGGCCCGCAUCUUGCGUGGUCUGCUUGACUGUCACCUGUGCGUCUAUGAAGCCGAAAGCAUACACAGCCCAGAGGACCUCAGUGGUAGAGAUCCUAUGGCCCAAAGCUUCCUGUCUUCCCAAAGCUCUCUGAACCAAUGCCAGGUUGAAUGCGAUGAGACAUUGGAUAAGCAUAAAGAACACCUGCUGGCUGUCAGCAGCUUUCUUUUUGCCCUGAUCUGGGGGUUUGGAGCCCACCUUCCUUCCAGGCUCUGGCCCCUCUUUGAUACCUUCAUGAGGAGUUCUAUUAGUUGCCUCUCCAACUACCCUGAGCCACCACCCUCAGAUACAGUAUUUGAUCUACAUGUCAACCCUGAAGAUGGGACAUUGGCCCCCUUCACUGGCCAUUACCUGAGCAGCCGUGCCAGGGCAAAUCUGGGAUCCUUCCACUCUUCUGCCCAGACUGAGCAGCUCUUAUAUAUGGUAGACCUGCUUCUAUGCAAGGGGCAUCCAGUGCUGCUGGCUGGAGAGGCAGCCACAGGGAAGUCAGCCUUUGUGGAGGUCCUAGUGCAGCCAAAUCACCCGUGCAUAUCCAACUCCAUCCACCCUGCCUUCAGUUCCACCCAUCUCCGCCAACUCCUGAGCAGAGGGGUCCAAGGCCAGUCACAAGCCACACCCUGGCCAGAGCAUCACCACAAUUCUAAAGACUCCCUCCUUUUCCUGUUGGAGGACCUGCACCUGGCCACUUCCGACCCAGAAAAGAGCUGCCAGCCAGUGCUCGAGACUCUGCGUCAGGCCAUGGAUGGCACUGUAUAUGCCCACAACACCUUGGAAUUGCAGACACUGCAGCCCACAGUCAACUUCCUUGGCACAGUGACAGUGCCAGGGUGCUGCGAGCGCCCACUCUGCCCACGCCUCUUUCGCCUCUUCACGGUGUUGGCCCUGGGCAGCAUGACCCUGUCCACCAUGUUGAGUAGACAUGCACCGAACAUCCAAGCCUGGCUUGAGCGCUUCCCCUCUGUGGAGCGGGAAGGUGCUCUGGCCAGAGCCCUAGUUCGGGCUUCCAUGGAGGCUUGGGAGGCUGUGAGCAAUCGCUUCAUGCCUUCACCUCUCCACCCACACUACCGCUUCUCCUUGCACUCUGUCAGCCAGCUUCUGGGAAGCCUACAGCUCCUGCCUACUAGAGUGAGCUCAGGAGGUCUCGUAGACUCGUACAGCCACCAGGAGCACUUGCGCAGGGUGUCGGGCCUACGCGGCACUCGCCUGGCUAUCAUGACCGUCACACGCAACAUGGUGCGGCUCUGGUUGCAUGAGGCACAUAGGACCUUUUGUGACCGGCUGGACAGCCAGGGGGAACGCGCUUGCUGUUCCAAGAUGCUCCUAAAAAUAGCUCAGGGUGUCUUCUGCUGCGAGAUGAAACCCCAGCACUUGGGAAGUGACCAUGAGGAAAAAGAGGAGGAAGAGGAGAAGGUUGCUCCUGAAGUGGAAUCUGAAGGGGAAUUAGCCCAGUGGGAGGAGUUAAGCAACAGCAACAGUGAGACAGAUGAAGAAGAGGACCCUUACGGCCUUCAGGCCACCACAGGCUCACACUCCACGGAUCCGAGCCUAGCACUGUCCAAGAAAUCAAUAAGCAAGGAAAGUUCCGAAGGUCAAAGCCACAAGGCAAAGCAGGAGGAAGACACAAGGGCUUCUAUCCAUAAGCAGUCGAAGAAACAGAAGAGAUGGUGGAGAAAGAUAAGCCAGAGAGACUUGGUCUCACCCUUGUUGCUUCCCGUGCUGCUACUCCGUCCCCGGGAAAAUCCUUCAGACCUGGUCUUUAGUCAGAAACUGAUACUGCUAUCCAACUCUGAAAGCCCCAACUUGUACCUGGAACGGGAGUGGGAGAACCUGGAAGAGCAGCUGGCCACCUCAGCCGCUCAGCUGGGUCUCAACCCCCACCUGGCCCGCUGCCACUCCACAACCCAGCAUGUGGCUCGCCUGGUCCGUGUGCUGGCCAAACCCCACCAGCAUGGCUUGCUGCUCUCAGGGGUUCUGGGUACUGGACGCCAUACAGCCAUCACUCUGGCUGCUAGCAUUUGUCAGGCCCACCUCUUCUGUCUGCCAUGUGGGUCCGAGGAGGCCAUUCUCCAGUGUCUACGAGAUGCCAGCUGGCAUGCUGGAGUGUCAAAGCAGCCGGUGGCACUGGUGGUAACCAAGAGUGUGACUAUUACCACCCUCCAUCGCCUGGUAGCCUUGGCAACCUCGGGCACUUUCCCUGACCAGUACACAGAGGCAGAACUGGAUCACAUUGAAGAACGGGUCCCCAGGGAGAACCUUGGCCUCAAAUAUAACAUUAAGAAGGAAGUGGUGUUGCACAGGUUCUUCCAGCAAGUGUGUAGCCACCUGCACAUGUUUUUCCUCAUUGAAGAUGACCAGGCCCAAGAGCAUCUGCCCUCCACUCUUUUCCUGAGGCUCCUUCAACUGGCCACUGCCAGCAUUGACCGCUAUGAGCCUUGGGACCAAGAUUCCCUGGUCAAAGUUGCCCAGUACUACUUGGAGAGCGCUAAGUGUCCACCCCUUGAUGAUAGGUCUUUGAAGUCCCCAGACCUCCAAGCCGCAAUUCCCAGUGUGGCCAGAGCCAUGGCUCUCAUCCACCUUUCGGCUGCCUACUACCAUGAGCACCUGUGCCCCGCAUUGCCACUUGUCACUCCCAAGACCUUCCUAGACUUCCUGGAUACUUUCAUGCUACAACAGCAACAGAUGACCCUGAAGAUGAAGGCUAGAGCCUUCCGGAUUCAUAAUGCCGUGGAGAAUCUGAAGACAUUGGUUGACCAGCACAGCGUCCACACCAACCUGGUCUUUAACUUGGAACAGGAGAUAAAAAGCUCCCACAGGAAUGUUGGAAUGUCCCAGCAUCAGCUUGACCAGACCAGGCUCCAGUACAGGCGGCAGCUGUCAGAGUGCCGGCAUCAGGAGAGCCUCAUUGAGAACCUAGCCAGGCAGCGGGAUGCGCUGCAGGUUCAACACGAUGCUUUCCUGGAACAGAUGGGCAAAGCAUUUCUGGGUCCUCUGAGCCAGCUUCACGUGUCUGACUUUGAGGAGAUCCGGAGCUACCGAGCACCGCCAGAACCCGUAGUCAGAGUGACCGACGCGCUGUGCGAUUUGUUCCGCCGUGAAACAGGCUGGGCCAGCGCCAAGCAGCUCCUAUGCACGGACGAUUUUUAUCAGGAGUUGGUGUUCUUCCCCAAGGAGAAGCUUACAGACUUACAACUGAUCAACUUAAAACAAGCUCUGAGUGCUCCAGGUAUGAGCGACGCCGCACUGCGGGCAGUCAGCAUACCUACGGCAAACCUGGCCAUCUGGCUGUGGGCUGUUCUGCACUAUGGGAUGGCCCAGCGCCGGGGGUUACCCACAAGCCUGCUGCUGCGGCAGGUGGAGGCCACAUUAGCUCGGGAGCAGGCUCGCCUAGGCCACUACCAGUUCCAGGCCCAGGAGUUGCUGGAUCGUACGUUGGACCUGGCUAAGAAGCUGGAGGAUGCCCAAAUAUUUCACAACCAGAUGUUGGAGAGCCUCAAUCAGGCACACUAUGGGCAAUAUCACGAAUGGCCCAUAAAGUCUGCCCUGCUCACCCCCAUGCACACCUGGACUACACAACUCCAGAAACUGAGGGAACACUGCAUGACUCUGUUUGGAGAUGCCCUCCUGUGCUCAGCUGCUGUCAUCUACCUGGGUCCCUUUCCACCACCGAAGCGCUGGGAGCUGCUAAACAAGUGGCUGGCUCUGUGUAGGGGCUUUCAGGAGGCCCUGGGUCCAAAUGAUGUGGCACAGGCACUGAAACAGAAAGCUGUCAUUGCGCCACCCAAGAUACCUCUGCUGGCCACACGCCGUCCCUUCAGGAUUCUCUCUCUGCUGAGCUGUGAGGCUGAACAGUUCCAAUGGGACCGAGACCAGAAGCCCCAAGCUAGGUCGGCCCGCUUGAUAGGUCUGCUGCUUCGUAGCCACACUCACUACUACAGCUGCCGUUGGCCUCUGCUGCUGGACUCCAGCAAACAGGCCCUUAUCUGGUUGGACCCACUGCCAGUAGAAGAGAAUGUAUGCUUCACCUCAGAGUCCACUGAGAGCUUUGAUCUAACUAAAGAUGAAGAAGAUACAGAAGAUGACGACAGUGAAGAGGAAAGUGAGGCCGAGGAACAGGCCAAAGAACAAAAGGAAGAAGAAAGUGAAAAGCAGGAAAAGAAAGAGCAAGAAGAAAAAGUAAAAGAGAAGGAGACUGAGCCCCAGAGGCAGGGGUCAAGGGUAGCUUCUGUGGCUGAGUCUCUGCCUCCUGUCCAUCUUAGUGUCCUCUCGGGUGCUGACCCAGAGUUGGGUCUUCAGCUUCGGGAGGCAGCUGCCAAUGGCCAGCCUGUGCUCCUCACCAACAUGGAGCUGGGCCUAGGGUGCCAAGAACUCCAGUGGCUGCUACAGCGGGAGCAGCUGAGACCACCCCAGGUGCGGCAUGGCUUCUGUCUCUAUCUGAGUACGACCCUCACACUCAGUGCCUUGGAAAAGGUGCUAGGUUGUGAGAUGCUGAAGGGGAUGAACGUGCUGGAUCUAGGCAUGAACAUGGACAUCCUAGAAGAGCAGAUGUUGCAUGAAAUUUUGUGCAGAGAGGCUCCCGAUCUUGAGAAACGCUGGCAGGACCUGCAGACCAGACACCUGGAUACCUACGAAGCUGUUAGAGCCGAUGAGGAGCGGUUAUUGACAGCACUACUGUUUCGGAGUCCAUUGCAACAGAAACCUGCCAAGUUUCUGCGAGACAUGGUGAGAGUCCAGGCAAAGGUAUGUCAACUGCGAGCCCAUGUGGAGGAGCUAGAAGAGCAGAAGAUGCAGGAGGUUGCCCUGUGGGUACCCUACCAGCAUGUGGUCUGGUAUGGGAUGGCCAUAAUAGAGGCCCUAAGCUCCCUACAGAACCUGCUGCCACUUUUCCAUAUGAGCUCCGAGAACUGGCUGGCAGCAACCGAGCGGGCAUUAAGCAGCAUGAAGCCACACGAUAGCCAGCACGGAGAGGACUUAGCCAGCCACCUGCUGCAGCUGCAAACACGCUUGACUCGCCACCUGCUGGGCAGCACCAUAGCUAUCCUAGGGCUGACCCAAGUACCCUUGGUGGGUGCCUUAGGUGCUUUGGCUCUGUUGAAGGUGAAAAACAAGGUACCAAAGCUAGAGAGGCUGGCACUGUGGCCUGGACUGAUGUCAUCUUUCAACCCAAAUCACAAGAAGUUGGUGUCCAGCGUGGGCCGGCCACCCUGGUUAGGGCCGAGUGCCUGGCAAGAAUGUGCAAUAUUAGAGCGGCUGCCCCCCUUUAUUGGGCUGCGCGCAUCCUUGGCAGAGCACCCUAAAGUCUGGCAGGAUUACCUGUCACUGUCCUCCACAGUGCUGGGUCCCCCGCCUGGGAUUAGAUCGGAGCCGCUGAGCCAGUUUCAGAAGCUGAUUCUGUGGAGGGUCCUGCGCCCUGACUGCCUGGCAGCUGCCUUGGCAGACCUCACCACCAGCCUCCUGGGCCGGCCCCUGGAUGAAAACCUAAGUGCGCCCAUCAUCCCCUUCGAACACAGCCAGGCUACUCAGCCCAUACUCAUCUUACUGCCACCGCCCGGUCACCCCACAGCCUUGGGGCAUCCUUUGACUGUCAUCAAGAAACUAGCCGCCACCCACAUGCAGAAGCAAGUGCAGGUGAUAGCCCUUGGCUCGGAAGCCUGGGAUCCAAUCUCUGUGGUCAUCGGCAGUCUGUGCCAGGCUAUGUUCAUGGGGUACUGGUUGGUGCUGGAUAACUGUCAUCUGUUGUCUCACUGGCCAAGAGAGCUGCUGCAGCCCUUGCUGAGAUUACUGGAUGGAGCCAAGGUGGUUUCAGACAAUGAAUCGGAAGCACUUUCAACUCAAUCCGAGAGCAAGACUACAGCCAUUGUCCACAGAAAUUUCCGUCUUUGGCUUAUUGUGUCUACAGAAGCCAGAGCUUCCUUGCCAGCUGUGCUGACUCAGCACUCCUUGCCUGUUUUCUGGGACCAAUCCCUGGAGCUGAGCCACAUCUUGGUCAACAAUGUGGAAUUAGCCCAGCAAGAACCCAUCAAGCAGCCCCCUACCCAGAUAGUUCCUUUGCUCUUCCUACAUGGCCUCCUGCUGCACCGGCAGCUCUAUGGGAUGAAGCUUCAAGCACACAGGGGGCGCUGGAGUCAAAUAACCCUGACCCAAGUCCUUCAGACCCAAAAUCAGCUGUGGGCCAGCCUCAGCAAUCCCGGCACUGCCAUGCAGGAGCUGGCUGCUUCCAUUUUCUAUGGGGGCCCUCUGGGAGACAACGAGGACACAAAGGCCCAGAUUAGCCUCACUCAAGCCUGCCUGAGCCCCACUAGCAGGAGUGGGGUCCAACCAUACACACCUCAGUAUCUGCUGGCCACGUUGAUGCCUAGCCCAGAUCUAGGGAAGCUGGAUGCCUUGGCCGAGUGCAAGGCCCAGGUCCACCUGCUGCACACACCAUCGGAGCCGUGGAUCUGCGGCCUGAGCGAGGCCCCCCGCGACUGGCUGCUGCGACGCCGGAGCCGCGCGCUGCUGCGCGCCCUGCAGCGGUGCGCGCCCUCCUGGGUCCCCGCAGCCCGCGGAGGCUCCCAGCGGGCCGAGAGGCGGCUGCGGCAACGCCUGCUGCAAAGCCAGGGGAGGCUGGAGGCCCUGCAGGAUCUGCUGACCCAGCACACUGGCGGGGACCAGCCCGAUGCCUACAGGCCGGGGCCCACCCAGGGGCAGCAGCCUCUGCACGCCUUCCUGCAGAACGAGGUGCUGGAACUCAGCGAGCUGGCGGCCCUGCUCCAACGCGACCUUGACUGCCUGCUGCAGCAGCUCAAGGGCCAACCCCCGUGCCCCUCCCGCCGCUGCCUGGAGGUGGCCCGGGCCCUCUGGACCGGCCGCUUUCCGCAGCCCUGGCGACGCCACGCACCGGCGGGGCCACAGCCGCCCUGGCAAUGGCUCCGACAGCUGUCCCGCCGUGGGCAGCAGCUGAUUCUCUACCUGGGCCAGGGCGGGGACCAAGGUGGCGGCGAGAUCCCCCCGCGCAUCUUUCACCUGUCAGCCUUCGGUCACCCCCGCCGCCUGCUGGUUGCCCUGCGCUGGGAGGCCAACCUGGCCUGCCACUGUAUUCCCGCUCAUCAGGAUCCGGGUUCCAGUCACCUCCUGCACAGACGCCAGGAGCUGAGCCACCUUCUGCACCUCCGGGUGGAGAACGGCCCCAACCCCACGGUUCCGGAGCUGGGGUUGCUGCUGAUCGGGUUACAAGUCCUGCAUGCCAAGUGGGACUCUGCGGAGGGGGCCCUGCAGGACACGAGUUCCACCCAGCCCAGCCCUCUGCCUCCAGUCAGCGUCUGGGCCCAGGCCCCUGGCUCCAGUGAGCCGGCGCGGGCCCCAGCCGACCCAGCCGUGUACCUCUGUCCUGUGUACAUGGCAGGGACCCUUGGCACCACCAAGCUGCACAGCAGGAACAUCCUGAUGUACCUGCCCCUGCCCACCAAGCUCAGCCCCGACACCUGUAUCCUACGGAGAGUCCACGUGUGCAGCCCGCCCUUGCCCUGA